Messenger RNA from Lodderomyces elongisporus, 1056 nucleotides. RefSeq lists its product as uncharacterized. Lineage: Eukaryota; Fungi; Ascomycota; Pichiomycetes; Serinales; Debaryomycetaceae. The transcript has a single exon. Bases 1 to 1056 code for a protein of 351 amino acids. Gene Ontology annotation, cellular component: cytoplasm. The record is from RefSeq and is a predicted model, not a curated record. Gene Ontology annotation, molecular function: 2-dehydropantoate 2-reductase activity. Gene Ontology annotation, biological process: pantothenate biosynthetic process.
AUGGCGAAACCUAAGGUAUUAAUAAUUGGUUCAGGUGGUGUGGGUACUAUUAGUGCCUUGUCUUUAACGCACAAUGGUGCUUCGGACGUGACAUUGGUGGUCCGCUCAGAUUACGAUUUGAUUCAGGAAAAGGGGUUCUCGAUAAAUUCGUGUACAUAUGGUGAACUUAAAGGCUGGAGACCACAUCAUGUUGCACGUUCUGCAAAGGAGGCAAGGGAAGAAUUCGGGCCCUUUGAUUAUAUCUUACUCACAACAAAGAAUGUCCCUGAUGGCCCAAUUACAUGUGAGGAUAUUAUUGCGCCGGCUAUCUCUAACUCCGGUAAAGAAGUGAUUAUUCUUUUGCAGAAUGGUAUUUACAUUGAAAAGCCAAUGUUCAAAAGAUUUCCUGGUCAUUUGAUUCUUAGUGGUGUUUCGCAUAUCGCAAGCACAUCAUAUCAUGGACAUAUUGACAAUAAAGGUAUGGAUGCGGUGUUUUUAGGGGAUUUUCAAAAGCCCAGCAUACACCCCGACUCUGCCGAAAAGAUCCAAGAGUUUAUAUCGAUAUAUCAUAAUCAUGGGCUCAACAAGAUUCAAGUAGAUGAAGAUGUGCAAAAGACAAGGUGGGAGAAACUCAUGUACAAUAGUGUUUUCAACCCCAUCACUGCUAUUGUUGACUUGGAUGUCAAUAGCUUGCAGAUAAAUAAUGCCAAUGAUGAACUCAUCAGACCUGCAAUGAAGGAAGUGAUUGCAAUCGCCAAAAGUGUUGGUGUAGAGUGCGAUCCUUCAAUCAUUGAGAAGUUUGUGCAUAUUGGAGAUGGUCUUUUCUAUAGUCCGCUGAUGUGUGUCGAUAUGAGGAAGAAGCAGUUGAUGGAGCUAGAAGUCAUCUUGGGUAACCCCAUCAGAGUUGCCAAGGAAAAUAAUGUUGCCGUGCCAAUAUUGAAUGUGAUCUACUCGCUCAUGAAGAUGGUGCAGUUUAGACUCAAGGAAGAAAGAAAAAUGUUUACAAUAAACCACGAAGAUUUUAAGGGAAACUCGGACGAUUAUCCAAAAGUUUUUGCAGAAAAAUACCAACAUUAA